Pedinophyceae sp. YPF-701 is the source of this 2445-nucleotide messenger RNA. Lineage: Eukaryota; Viridiplantae; Chlorophyta; Pedinophyceae. The record is from the annotation of a GenBank genome assembly.
AUGGACUCGCGGAACGCGGAGCGCCACGGCGACGUGGUCGUGAUAGACAUCGACGACGACGACAUCCAAGUCCGGAGUCCCGGCCGGCCGCCCUUGCCUGUGGCUGUGCCUGGCUCCGCUGCUCAAGCGCGCGGUCGGAAGCGCAGGCACAGGGAGCGGGCGCGGCGCGCGGACGACGACGACGACGUCUGUGUCGUCGUGGGAGAGCACCGCGCCAACGCAAGCGCGCAGCCGGGCGCGCGUUCUGCGGCACAGCACGCAGAGCAGCGCAAGAAGCCUCGCGCGGUCCGUGGGGACGGACCCGCCGCCGCUCCGAGGGCUGGACGCGCUCAGGUCGUCAGCCUCGACGACAGCGACGACGACGUCGACGUCGUGGGCGCCUCGGCGCAACCCGUCCGGCGGACGGACGCGCAUGCACCCGGCGCAGCAGAGGAGGGCCCGCGCGCGUGCGCAGGAUGCAAGAGCCAGCGCCGCGUCGCCGCGUCUCAGGAGGCAGACUGGAUCCAGCUCGACUGCGCCUGCCGGCUCUGCGGCGUCUGCGCGCGUCGGAUGCUCGCGCUCGACGCAACCAACGGCUGCCAACUGCUGCGGAACGCCCGCAAAGCAACCCCGCAGGUCAUCGCUGGGGCGCUGCCGUGCUGCCCGACCCACGGCCACGCCUCUCCGCUCAGCCCCUCCGACGUCCGCGGCAUCGCUGCGCCCGGCGGCCUCCUGGCGCUCUGCGGCGCGCUGUACCGCGCCAUGGAAGCAUGUAGCAGCGCGGCGACACGCGGGCGGGGUCGCGGGCGGGGACGCGGCCGCGGCGCCGCGCACUACUAUGGCAUGUAUGGCUUCGACCACGGCGCUGUGGGGCACCGCCAAGCGCCGCCAGCGAAACAGAACGGCACAGGAUACGGCGGGAACGCGGGCGACCAGGCGUCGCUGGCGAACGCCACCGCGCAGGCGUCGGCGCGGCAGUCCGCGGAGGCCGCGCGGCUCGCCGAGGCUCUGCGGGCCCUGACGCAGCACGUGCGCGCCCGCGAGAGCCCCCAGCUGUCGGUGCUGCAGCUCGACCUGCCGUCGUUCGCGGCGCUGUUCGGCGGCCCGCUCCCGCAGCGCCUCGCGGAGCUCACGCGCGGCAUCGACCUCGCCAACUGGGACGCCGGCGGCGCGCACGAGACGCUGGUGCGCGCCGUGCUGGACCUGGUGGGCCUCCUGGGGUCGCACGAGAGCACGGUGCCGCUGCUGUGGACGCCCGUGGACGCCGGGGCGAUGGCGGCGCGGUACGGACCGCUGACGGCGGGCGACGCCGCCGGCGCGCGCGACGGCGCGACGAUCGCGCAGCACAUUGCGGACCUGGCGGCGCAGGCGGACACGAUCGUGCGGCACGCGGAGGGCGACGACCUGGACCGCGUGGACCAGCUGCUGCACAUCAAGGACACCGCGGAGCAGGCCGGCGAGGCGAUCCGGGCGUCGGCGGCGCUCGGGAAGGCGCAGUGGCUGGACAGCGUAGUGGCGCAGCUGCAGCAGCGGGUGCCGGCGGGGGCGGGUGCCGGCGCGGGCGCGGGUGCGGGGGCGGGUGCGGCGGGCAGUGGCGGCGCGGACGCUGCGCUGGAGGCGACGUACAAGCGGCUGGUGUCGCGGUGGGCGUUUGCGGAGGCGGACCUGGCGGCGCCGGCCAGCGCACACUGCUUCCGUCAGACGGUGGGCGCCGGGGCGGGGUACCCGGCGGCGUGGACGAAGCGCGUGGUGAAGGAGUACAGCGCGAUGCGCGGGCACGACGCGCUGCCGGUGUUCUUCGACAGCGCGGUGCUGGUGGCGUGGGACGAGAACAACAUGAGCUUGGCGCGGGCGUGCAUCCUGCCGGCGCCGGGGUCGCCGUACUCGCACGGGGCGUUUGUGUUUGACAUCAGCGUGCCGGCGGACUUCCCCGACCGGCCGCCGAAGGUGCGGUUUCUGACGACGGGCGGCGGGCGCGUGCGCUUCAACCCCAACCUGUACAAUUGCGGCAAGGUCUGCCUGUCGCUCCUGGGCACGUGGGCGGGCCCGAGCUGGACGCGGGAGUGCAGCAUCCUGCAGAUCCUGCUGUCGAUCCAGGGCAUGAUCCUCACCGACAACCCCUACUACAACGAGCCCGGCUACGAGCGGUCCGCGGGCACCGCGCAGGGCCAGCGCGCCAGCCAGGCGUACGACGACCACCUGCUGCCGCACACGAUGGAUCUGGCGAUCGCGCGGCCGGCGACGGAGCUGGCCAAGGAGAGCCACGCCGGGGUGUACGAGCCGUUCCGCCAAGCACUGACGUGUCACUUCGUGCUCAAGCGGCACGCCAUCAACAAGACGUGCGCGGAGUGGGCGAAGCGGGGCAAGGCGGCGGCGGAGGCGGCGCGGCGGGUGGGCGCGGCCCUGCAGCACCUGGAGGACGUGUGCCGGCAGCACAGGAGGGGGCCCUACGCGGCUGAAGACUGA